UCAGCAUAGCUUCAGUGCAGCAUGGCGCCGCUCUUGGUCCCGCUGAAAUGUGGGUUUAAUAUUCAAAGGCGUAAAUUAUCGCUUUUACUACAGAAGAGCAGCACUUUUCACGCGUGGAGUUAUCACGACCACAGAGCGGCGAGUAAACGGAAACACCGGAGUACUUAUCAGCUAUCAAGUCCAAACCUAGCAUCAUCAACAUGGGCUGUCAAGAGAGGUCACAACAGUCAACAGAUCCUGGAAACAGUAAAACAUUUACAGAUCCCAGAGAGGCCGUGCUGGCAUGGAAAUGCAGGAGGAGGACUCAAUGCAGAUCCCAAAAAUGUGCUGGUUGAAGUGAACUCAUCGAAGAUUCUGGCAGCAAUGUUGUCGUAUGUCUGGCCCAAAGACCGACCAGACCUCCGGGCACGUGUUGCCAUAGCACUGGGCCUGCUUGCUGGAGCCAAGAUAACCAAUGUAACUGUGCCCUUCAUGUUUAAAUAUGCAGUGGACGGCCUCAACCAGAUGUCGGGACACAUGUUGAACCUGAAUGACGCGCCAAACACGGUGGCAACUAUGGCAACGGCUGUUUUGAUUGGCUAUGGCGUGUCCCGGGCUGGCUCAGCACUCUUCAAUGAGCUGAGGAAUGCUGUGUUUGGGAAAGUGGCUCAGAGCUCUAUCAGAAGAAUUGCUAAGAACGUCUUCCUCCAUCUUCAUAACCUGGAUCUUGGAUUCCACCUGAGCAGACAGACAGGAGCGUUGUCAAAGGCCAUCGACCGCGGGACACGAGGAAUCAGCUUUGUUCUCAGCGCGCUGGUCUUUAACCUGGGGCCCACUCUGUUUGAGAUGCUUCUGGUCUGCGGCAUUUUGUAUUAUAAAUGUGGGGGUCAGUUUGCGCUGGUCACUCUGGGAACGCUAUCGGCGUACACCGCAUUCACAAUCGCUGUUACACAAUGGAGGACGCAGUUCAGGAUCGAGAUGAAUAAAGCUGAUAAUGAAGCUGGAAAUGCUGCGAUAGACUCUCUUCUCAAUUAUGAAACUGUUAAGUAUUUCAACAAUGAGAAGUAUGAGGCUGAGCAGUAUGAUGGUUUUCUGAAGGUGUACGAAUCGUCGUCUCUGAAGACUACCUCUACUCUUGCCAUGCUAAACUUUGGUCAGAGCGCCAUCUUCAGUGUCGGUCUCACCGCUGUCAUGGUGCUCGCAAGCAAAGGCAUAAUGGCAGGAACGAUGACAGUGGGAGAUUUAGUUAUGGUGAACGGACUGCUGUUCCAGCUCUCUAUGCCACUCAACUUCCUGGGCACUGUGUACAGAGAGACCAGACAGGCCCUCAUAGACAUGAACACACUCUUCACCCUUCUUAGUGUGGACACCAAGAUUAAGGAGAAAGAAAUGGCCUCUCCAUUGCUCAUUACACCCCAGGAAGCCACCAUCAGGUUUGAAGAUGUGUAUUUUGAGUACUUGGAGGGACAAAAGGUGCUUAAUGGGGUUUCUUUUGAAGUUCCUGCUGGGAAAAAGGUGGCUAUUGUUGGCGGCAGUGGAUCUGGGAAGAGCACAAUUGUCAGAUUACUCUUUCGUUUCUACGAGCCACAGCAAGGCAACAUCUACAUCGCAGGCCAGAACAUUCGUGAUGUAGGUUUGGAAAGUUUGAGGAAAGCUGUUGGGGUCAUACCGCAGGAUGCUGUGCUUUUCCACAACACCAUAUUUUACAAUCUGCAAUAUGGCAACAUCAAUGCCACAGCGGAGGAAGUUUACCAAGUGGCCAGACUGGCUGAAAUCCAUGAUGCCAUUCUCAAAAUGCCUCAUGGGUACGACACACAGGUUGGAGAACGAGGAUUGAAACUCUCAGGUGGAGAGAAGCAGCGUGUCGCUAUCGCACGAGCGAUCCUAAAGGAUCCUCCCAUUCUACUUUACGAUGAGGCCACGUCUUCGCUGGACUCCAUCACUGAGGAGAAUAUUAUGAGUUCCAUGAAGGAGAUGGUGAAGGACAGAACAUCCGUCUUUAUCGCUCACCGGCUGUCCACCAUCGUGGAUGCAGAUGAGAUUAUUGUAUUAAAUCAGGGAAAGGUGGCUGAACGCGGCGAUCAUCACACACUACUGAACACUCCUGGCAGCCUGUACGGGGAUCUGUGGAACACACAAAACAGCAAAAUACUGAGUGACGGCAACAAGCCUGAGCCGGCAGCCAAGCCACUCUCACAGAAAGAGGAGGAACGCAAGAAACUGCAGGAGCAGAUCAUGAACAACGUAAAGGGCUGCGGGAACUGCUCGUGUUGAGACUGACGGACGUUUCCACACGUGCACAGCACAAUCACGCCCAGACCUGCCUCAGUCACCAUCCACCAGCCCCUCACAUGACCGGCUAGAGGAGUCCAUGACUGAUGGCCACUGUUGAGCGGCAGGAAAUUGUUCCGUGUCCAUCAGCUUUGACAUCUGGGCUCAAGAAUAUUAUUUAAUCUGGUUUAUUAAUCGGAGAGGAUGUUCUCCCACUGCACAUGUUCAUGCAGGUCACAUUUCACCACAAAAAUCAAGACAGGAAGAAUCUCAUUUUGUAUUGUGACAAUUUAUUUUCAUAAGCACAUUUCUCCAACAAAUUCUCAUUACGGUUAUGCAUCUUGACAUAUGUUUUUGGGUAAUUCUCAUUAUUUUGAAAAAAUUUUCUCAAUAGGUCCUCCAUUGAUUGGCACAAUGAAAAUGACUCUAAUUUAUGCGGAUUAAAAAAAUUAUUAACGACAGUACAAUAAAUAUAACAAUGAUGAUGUAUAAAUCAUUUGAGGAUUUGUGGGAAAAUGUGCAUAAAUAUCAUGAAAGCAAUGUUACAACGCAAAAUAAAUGACAAAAAAAUCUAUUUUUCAAAAAUGUAUUUUCUUUUGGCAAAAUGCAACGUCUCGUUUUCUUUGCAUUUUGGGAUGAAAUAUGCCAUGGACAUGUUCAUGGCCCUCUUGAAAUUCACCUAUAAAUGGGAUUUCUGCAGUUUGUCCACUCUAUGACAUGCCUUUAUUUUCACAUCUUACCAAGGAGAUUUGAGCCUCGUUUUAAUUAUUUGUCUGUGUAAUUGGGAACUCUUGUUGGCUGUUUUAUUGUGGAUAUGUACAUAUUACUGUUAUAAUAUAUUGGACUAAAUCCGUGCAGAGAAGCUCAUUGUAUAGGAGCACAAUUGUCAUCCAAUAGAUAUUUAGUCUCAGAUGUUAGUUACGUCUGGACCGUUUAGACAAAGUUGGUUAAUAUCAGCACCUUUGAUGCCUCAUAUUUUGAGAUUUGACUUUAAUGAAGACUUUAACAAGUAAUAAUUUAUACCAAAUGCCCAAUCUGAAGGUGGCAAGACAACUUGUUAUGAAAUAAACACAUUUGACCAUGAAUGAAUUGACCUUUGUUUGGAUUGUGCGAAAUAUGAUUCGGGCCCCAUCAUGUGCUGUAUAUGGAGCUCAUUUAAGAUUUUAGGACACUGAAUGUAAAGAAUGAAUAGAUGGGUCAAUGAUGUAACACUUGUUUUUUUUGUGUGUGUUUUCAAAAAAAUUAUACAUUAAUUAUGUGAUGAUAAAUAACGACUUGAUUGCAGUUCUUCUAUGACAAAUGUUCAAAUACUGAUUUUGGAUAAAUUUACAUAUAUCUAUAUCUGUGGCUUAAAGUUACAAAUAUCAAGUUGGUUUAAACAUCUACUUUACUAGGAAGAGAAUAAAAAUAAAUAAAUGAAAUGUCAUUAGUUUUAUUUGCCAUAAUUCUAAUUUCCUAAUAAAGAUUAAUAAGAAGUGAAGCAGAUUUGGUAUAUUAGUAUAUGUCUAAAAUGUUCUCUAAACCAAAGUAGUGUCUGCUCCUGUAGACCUUUAUGAAUGCAUGUCAAGGUUUAUUUAAUUCAAUCUUUUUAUGAUUUGCAAUAUUAGUUCAGGUUGUGAAAUGGGAUGAGCCUAAGAAAAAAAAUGAAUGUAUUCAUGACUCAAAAAUUCAUAAUAUUUGCAAAAACGAUAUUUAGUGAAGAGUGUGAAGUACAACAAGGUGUAAGGUUAAAAACUUUAACAAUUUGACGAGCUUUCUUUUCUCAAAAACAUACAAAACGAUGUAUGUCCAGGUGAUUCUCAAACCUGUCAAGGACAUGUUUUGGUCAUAUUUAACCCCAAGUUAGUACAAGAAAACAUGACAUUAUAUUUUCAUAAUGAUAAUGAAGCUUAGAUUUAGGACCAUUAAUAAUUUUUGCAUUGUGACAUCACAAUGAGGAUCGUUUUAUCCCCCCAGUUUCUCAUUUUUGUACAUUUGUACCAUUCCUAUUGUUUUAAAUAAUGAUUCUUACUAAUGUGACAGUCAUUCUUGAUUUACUGUUUUAUGAUAAAAGAUGCAAUUAUUGUUUUAUUAUUAUUUAAAUCAGCUAAAAUGAAAGGCAGUACCAAGGGAGAAGUACUGUGAUGGACAAAUGCUUUUUAAACGUAUUAGUGAAAAAUACUUCACAUUGCUCACAAUGAGCACUAGGAUUGUUGUUGUUGUGGUAAUGAGGAUUGGUGGGUAAAAUGUGCAUAAAUGCCAUGAAAAUAAUGUCAUAAUGUAAAAAAAAAUCUUAAUAGCCCCGAAAAUAGUCUUAUGCAAAACAUGGUACCAUUUUUUAGUUUUUAUAUAUAUAUAUAUAUAUAUAUAUAUAUAUAUAUAUAUAUAUAUAUAUA
This is a messenger RNA of Xyrauchen texanus (razorback sucker), 4625 nucleotides long. RefSeq names its product iron-sulfur clusters transporter ABCB7, mitochondrial. The coding region runs from base 22 to 2253 and encodes 743 amino acids. Gene Ontology annotation, cellular component: mitochondrial inner membrane. Gene Ontology annotation, biological process: transmembrane transport; intracellular iron ion homeostasis. The record is from RefSeq and is a predicted model, not a curated record. Gene Ontology annotation, molecular function: ABC-type transporter activity; ATP binding; ATP hydrolysis activity. The transcript has 16 exons. Lineage: Eukaryota; Metazoa; Chordata; Actinopteri; Cypriniformes; Catostomidae.